Pelodiscus sinensis (Chinese soft-shelled turtle) is the source of this 2319-nucleotide messenger RNA. It is a transcript of the gene SHMT1, whose product is annotated as serine hydroxymethyltransferase 1. Gene Ontology annotation, molecular function: glycine hydroxymethyltransferase activity; pyridoxal phosphate binding. Gene Ontology annotation, cellular component: mitochondrion; nucleus; cytoplasm. Gene Ontology annotation, biological process: tetrahydrofolate interconversion. The record is from RefSeq and is a predicted model, not a curated record. Lineage: Eukaryota; Metazoa; Chordata; Testudines; Trionychidae.
GGCCCGUGCGAGGGGAGGAGGCGGCCGGGCCGGAUGGAGCGAUUGGCUGGGAGCGCGGGGAGGGAGGGUCUGAACGCUCCAGCGCGGGGCCUUGGGGCGGCUCCAGCCGCCAGUGUGUUCGGAGCUGCCGCCGUCUCUGGCGCGUGGGGAGCCUGACCACGUUAUACCAACCAAGCAACCCACCCCGCCCACAGCAUGGCUCACUUACCCAGUAUCAAUGGAGAGCUUCCCAGCGCUGAACUGUGGACGUCCCAUAACAAGAUGGUCUUGGAGCCGCUUGAUACCAGCGACCCAGAGGUGUAUGACCUCAUCAAGAAAGAGAAGCGGCGUCAGAGGGUUGGGUUGGAGCUGAUUGCGUCUGAGAAUUUUGCCAGCCGAGCGGUUCUGGAGGCUCUAGGCUCCUGCAUGAACAAUAAAUACUCGGAGGGGUACCCGGGACAGAGAUACUACGGUGGGACGGAGUUUGUGGACGAGCUGGAGCUCCUCUGCCAGAAGAGAGCACUGGAAGUUUACGGGCUGGACCCACAGACAUGGGGGGUCAAUGUCCAGCCAUACUCAGGCUCCCCGGCUAACUUUGCGGUGUACACGGCCCUGGUGGAGCCCCAUGGCAGGAUCAUGGGUCUGGACUUGCCUGACGGGGGGCACCUGACGCACGGCUUCAUGACCAAUAAGAAGAAAAUCUCAGCCACCUCGAUCUUCUUUGAAUCCAUGCCCUACAAGGUCAAUCCCACCACUGGCUAUAUCGACUACGACCGGCUGGAGGAGAACGCCCUCUUAUUCCACCCAAAGCUGAUCAUUGCUGGCGUCAGCUGCUACUCGCGUAACCUGGACUACUCCCGCAUGAGGAAGAUCGCGGAUGAGAACGGGGCUUAUCUCCUGGCUGACAUGGCUCACAUCAGCGGGCUGGUGGCAGCCGGGGUGGUGCCGUCGCCAUUUGAACACUGUGACGUGGUGUCGACCACAACUCACAAGACGCUGCGAGGCUGCAGGGCCGGCAUGAUCUUCUAUCGGAAAGGAGCUCGCAGCGUGGAUCCCAAGACUGGCAAGGAAAUUCCAUACAACCUGGAAAGCCUCAUCAACCAAGCCGUCUUCCCAGGACUUCAGGGAGGGCCCCACAACCAUGCCAUCGCAGGAAUCGCUGUCACUUUGAAGCAAGCCAUGACCCCAGAAUUCAAAGCCUAUCAGCAGCAGAUAGUCGCAAACUGCAAGGCCUUGUCUGCAGCCAUGAUGGACAUGGGCUACCACGUCGUCACUGGUGGCUCGGACAACCACUUGAUCCUCGUGGACCUGCGCAACAGAGGGACAGACGGCGGGAGAGCCGAGCGGGUGCUGGAAGUCUGUGCCAUUGCCUGUAACAAGAACACCUGCCCUGGUGACAAGAGUGCCUUGCGCCCCAGCGGCCUGAGGCUUGGGACACCAGCGUUGACCUCCAGGGGAUUCCGGGAACAAGACUUUCAGAAAGUAGCUCACUUCAUCCACAAAGGGAUAGAGCUGACGCUGAGGAUUCAGAACGACAUGAGCCCCAAAGCAACGCUGAAGGAAUUCAAGGAGAGGCUGGUGAGCGAUGAGAAAUACCAAGUGGCUCUCAAGUCUCUCAAAGAGGAGGUGGAGGCCUUCGCUACUCCCUUCCCACUGCCUGGCCUGCCUGUCCUGUAAAACAAGGCAGCUGCACCCAACUCCAGCGCUAGCAGGACUCUGGAAGCAAACAGGGAUUGCGGUGCAUUCUCUUCCACUAGGAAAACAUCGGUUGCCAUCUGACAAGCCAAUGGAACUGAGAGAAAUAUGUCAAUCCCCUCUCGCCCACUUGUUAACAUCCUCUCUCCUCUUCGUGAUUUGUUCCCACAAGGCAGAUGGCUUUUAAAAAGUUAUUUUACCCUUCUCUCCCCCCGGCUAUCCCUGUAGGCUGCUGCUCCACUUAUGGGCAUGACCAAGGGGUGAGUAAGCCUCCGUUUAGGAAACGGUUCCUUUUCUAGUAACUACGAAUGGUGCAGCACUUAGCCCUUUUUUAAGGAUUGAAAUUGGCAACUGAUUUUUAAUACUCAACUGCAUUUUUAACUAGGACAAACAGGGUAACUCAAGUCCAAUUACAGACAGAAUUGCUCAGAUUCCAAAUGACUGAUUAAGGGACUGCAUGAACUGGCAUUGCCCUCAGCCGGGAUUUAUGCGUAUUUUAAAGAGAUUCUCAAAUUGUGCUUGUGUUUAUCAUCAGAUUUCCCUCGGAAGCCACUUAACACGCAGUCCCAUUUUGUAUGUAAAGGGUGCAGUAGGAAAGUAUCACACUUCACUACCUCCAAACAUGUCUUGCUAGUUUCAGAAUAG